AUGGCUAUGGGUGGAGUAUCUUUAGAAACAAAGUUCCAUGUAUUAGCAGUUGAUGAUAGCAUCAUUGACAGAAAGUUGAUUGAAAGACUCCUCAAGACAUUUUCUUAUCAAGUUACUAUUGUGGAUUCUGGAGUAAAGGCUCUUGAGUUUCUGGGGCUGCUGGAUGAUGAUGACAAUGGAAGCAUUGAUUCUACCUCUACUUCUAUGACACGAAAUCAUCAUGACAAAGUCAAUUUAAUUAUUACAGAUUACAGUAUGCCCGGAAUUACUGGUUAUGAUCUCCUGAAAAAGAUCAAGGAAUCUAAGUCAUUAAAGAACGUCCCAGUUGUGAUAAUGUCAUCAGAAAAUGUUCCAUCGAGGAUUAACAGUUGCUUAGAGAACGGAGCAGAAGAAUUCUUCCUGAAACCAGUUCAAAAAUCUGAUGUUAAUAAACUUAGACCUCACUUAUUGAGAGGAAUGCUUUGA
Molecule: messenger RNA, 465 nt
Organism: Fraxinus pennsylvanica
Lineage: Eukaryota; Viridiplantae; Streptophyta; Magnoliopsida; Lamiales; Oleaceae
Source: the annotation of a GenBank genome assembly